This is a messenger RNA of Melanotaenia boesemani (Boeseman's rainbowfish), 785 nucleotides long. NCBI's taxonomy places the organism in Eukaryota, Metazoa, Chordata, Actinopteri, Atheriniformes, Melanotaeniidae. The record is from the annotation of a RefSeq genome assembly.
AUGGCACAUCAAGCACAUGCAUACCACAUAGUUGACCCCAGCCCAUGACCCCUCACAGGCGCAGUCGCAGCCCUUCUAAUAACAUCGGGGCUCGCAAUCUGAAUACAUUUUCAUUCCAUAACUUUAAUGACCCUAGGUCUUAUCCUUCUUCUCCUGACGAUAUACCAAUGAUGACGAGACAUCGUACGAGAAGGCACCUUCCAAGGCCACCAUACACCCCCUGUUCAAAAAGGGUUGCGCUACGGAAUAAUCCUUUUUAUUACCUCCGAAGUAUUCUUUUUCCUAGGGUUUUUCUGGGCUUUCUACCACUCAAGUCUGGCCCCUACUCCAGAAUUAGGGGCAUGCUGACCCCCUACCGGCAUCAUGACUCUUAACCCCUUUGAAGUUCCCUUACUUAAUACAGCUGUAUUACUUGCCUCCGGCGUAACCGUCACCUGAGCCCAUCAUAGCAUUAUAGAAGGCAACCGAAAACAAGCAAUCCAAUCCUUAACCCUAACAAUUCUUCUUGGCUUCUAUUUUACUUUCCUUCAGGCAAUAGAGUACUAUGAAGCCCCAUUCACAAUUGCUGACGGGGUCUACGGCUCUACCUUCUUUGUGGCUACAGGAUUUCAUGGUCUCCACGUAAUUAUUGGCUCCACCUUCCUUGCCGUCUGCCUUUGCCGACAAAUCCAAUAUCACUUCACCUCCCAACACCACUUCGGAUUUGAAGCCGCUGCCUGAUAUUGACAUUUCGUAGACGUCGUCUGACUAUUCCUCUACAUCUCUAUUUACUGAUGAGGAUCUUA